Molecule: messenger RNA, 1972 nt
Organism: Acanthopagrus latus (yellowfin seabream)
Lineage: Eukaryota; Metazoa; Chordata; Actinopteri; Spariformes; Sparidae
Product: nuclear factor 7, brain-like
Exons: 2
Coding region: 172-1560 (462 amino acids)
Molecular function (GO): protein binding; zinc ion binding
Source: RefSeq, a predicted model, not a curated record
UGUGUGUGUGUGUGUGUGUGUCUCUUUAGUACAGAACCACAGACAGACGAUCAGAUCCUCCUUCAGACUGAACUAACAACGUCCUCUGAGUGAGUUCAUCUACAGGAGAGAGGAGGAGGAAACUACAACACUGCAGACGCUCCACACACUGAAGCGUCACUCAGAGACAAAAUGGCUUCCAGGUUAGAGGAGGAUCUCUGCUGUCCGGUGUGUCAUGAUGUCUUCAGAGAGCCUGUCGUUCUGUCAUGUAGCCACAGCUUCUGUAAAGACUGUCUGCAGAGCUGGUGGACAGAGAGACGAACACGGGAGUGUCCAGUCUGUAAGAGAAGAUCUUCAAGGGAUCAUCCACCUGUAAGUCUGACGUUAAAGAACCUGUGUGAGACCUUCUUACAGGACAGAGAUCAGAGAGCUUCAGAGGAUCUCUGCAGUCGGCACUCUGAGGAACUCAAACUCUUCUGUCUGGACCAUCAGCAGCCGGUGUGUCACAUCUGCAGAGACUCAGAACAACACACCAACCACAGAUUCAGACCCAUCGAUGAAGCUGCACGACAACACAAGAAGGAACUUCAGGAAACUCUGAAGCCUUUAAAGGAGAAGUUAAAGGUUUUUGAAGAAGUUAAAGUGAAGUUUGAUCAGACAGCAGAACACAUGAAGGUCCAGGCCCGACACACAGAGAGGCAGAUUAAGGAUCAGUUUAAGAAGCUGCACCAGUUUCUAGCAGAGGAAGAGGAGGCCAGGAUGGCUGCACUGAGGGAGGAAGAGGAGCAGAAGAGUCAGAUGAUGAAGGAGAAGAUGGAGGCUCUGAGCAGAGAGAUAGCAGCUCUUUCACACACAGUCAGAGCCACAGAGGAGCAGCUGAGAGCUGAAGACGUCUCAUUCCUGCACAACUACAAGGCUGCAGUGGAAAGAGUCCAGCAGCGCCCCCUGCUGGAGGAUCCACAGCUGCCCUCAGGAGCUCUGAUAGACCAGGCCAAACACCUGGGCAACCUGAGCUUCAACAUCUGGAACAAGAUGAAGGACAUGGUCUCCUACACUCCUGUGGUUCUGGACCCAAACACUGCUCAUCCAGUACUCAUCCUGUCUGAAGAUCUGAGCAGUGUGAGAGGAGGACAGAGACAGAAGCUUCCUGAUAAUCCAGAGAGGUUUGAUUAUUACAGGUCUGUCCUGGGAUCUGAGGGCUUUAACUCAGGGACUCACAGCUGGGACGUCGAGGUUGGAGACAGUACAUGCUGGAUACUGGGUGUGUUAGCAGAGUCUGUCCGGAGGAAGAGACUCAUACAGUCUGGAUUAUGGAGAAUAAUGUUUUACGAAGGUGAAUACUCAGUGUUUUCACCAUCAGCUCCAUCUACUGAUCUCGUCGUGCAGAAGAAGCUCCAGAGGAUCAGAGUGAAUCUGGACUGGAACAGAGGAAAGCUGUCGUUCUCUGAUCCUGAUACUAACACACACCUACACACCUUCACACACACUUUCACUCAGAGGAUGUUUCCAUACAUUUUCACUUGGGAUGAAGUGAAGAUAUCACCUCUGAAGGUGUGUGUGACAGUGGAACAGAGCAGGUAAAGAAGUAUUUCAUCUCUGGAAAGACUUAAAUAAAACUUUCUCUCUCUGCAGUAGAAAGACAAAUAUUUUUUAACUUGAUGCAACAUGAGCAGAGAAAACAGAGUAAAAGGACUGUGGUGUUCACUUCUACUCAAAAGGUAGAAAGACUACAACACCCAGAGUGCACAGCGCUGCACCUGAUUGGACGGGGCUCGGUUUUGGAUCAGAGAAGACAGUGAGGCGGCUGGAUGGUGACGAACAACAUUGUGUUGCAGCUAAAAAUAUAUAUAAAUAUCCAGGAUGUUGAAUCUUUAAAGAUGUAACAAAAGGAGUCAUUAUCAUAGUCCGACCUCCUCUGAGCGGUGACAGGAGAUAUCUGAGAGGAGGCGUUCAUCCCCGAGGUGAAGUUCGGUGUGUCCAGCAGUGAGACAGC